AUGGCUACUGCGUCUACAAUUCGCAUCGGAUAUGUGCCUGAGCACUACCUAACCCCCCUCCACCUGGCGCUGCGCUCUAAGGCCGUGUCCUCUCUUCCAUUCAAGAUUUCUCUGACCCCAUUCCCAUCUGGAACGGGCCACAUGAUCACAUCGCUCCGCGGCAACGAAAUCGACAUUGGUAUUGGUUUGACCGAGGGCUGGGUUGCCGGUUUGGCCGGUAAGCAGCAAGCACAAAGCACCGGCGAUGGAGGAUACAAGGUCAUCGGUCACUGGGUCGACAACCCUCUACGAUGGGCUAUUGUCACAGGUCGCAACCGCAGUGAGAUCAACGGAGUGCCAGACCUUCAGGACUCAAGAGUUGGAGUGAGCCGUCUUGGAAGUGGAUCUCACAUCAUGUCCUUCGUUCUCGCUCAACAGCAAGGAUGGAAAUCCGAUUCUCUGACCUCCGUCCCUCUUGGACCUUUUGGUUCUCUACGGAACGGAGUGACUGGUGUCGAUGAGACUAAGCCAGAGGAAGUGCCCAAGCCAACAGCCGAAUUCUUCAUGUGGGAACACUUCACAACAAAGCCCUACUUCCACCCGACAGCAGAGAAGCCCAACCCGCCGCUCAAGAACAUCGGCGAGAUCUUUACUCCCUGGCCUUCAUGGAUGAUGGUGGCUUCCACAGCGCUGUUCCCCACCCCUGCCAACGAUGACCGUCUCACACAGCUGUUCAAGGCUCUGGACCUCGGAAUCAAAGAAUUCGAGGCGGAUACUGCUCAGGUGGUGAAGCUCUUGGGUACCGGCGAACUUGGCUGCACUUAUAUUGAGGAGGAUGCUACGGAGUGGCUGAAGGAUGUCAAGUUUACUGAUAGCACUCGUGGUGUGGAUCGUGAGGUUAUCGAGGGUGUUGUGGAUGUGCUUAAGGUGGCUGGUGUUAUUGACCCGGCGAUGGAUAACGAGGAGGCUAUUCAGCGGGUGAUUGGUAUCCCGCGGUGA
Messenger RNA from Penicillium odoratum, 978 nucleotides. RefSeq lists its product as uncharacterized. Bases 1 to 978 code for a protein of 325 amino acids. The transcript is spliced from 3 exons. The record is from RefSeq and is a predicted model, not a curated record. NCBI's taxonomy places the organism in Eukaryota, Fungi, Ascomycota, Eurotiomycetes, Eurotiales, Aspergillaceae.